Molecule: messenger RNA, 2713 nt
Organism: Ilex paraguariensis (yerba mate)
Lineage: Eukaryota; Viridiplantae; Streptophyta; Magnoliopsida; Aquifoliales; Aquifoliaceae
Source: the annotation of a GenBank genome assembly
AUCAUCACUCUGCUCUCUCUCCAAAACCCUACUCUACUCUCAUGGCUUCUCUUCUCCAUCUAUCUCUACUUCUGUCUCUCUUCUCCAUCUUCUUCAAUUUUUCGGCGAAAAUCCCAACAGUUUCAGCUGAGCAGAGGGCGAAAACCUACAUUUUCGGAGUGGACAGCCACUCUAAGCCGUCCAUCUUCCCGACUCACUACCACUGGUACAGCUCCGAGUUCACUGACCCUCUCAACAUUCUCCACGUAUACGACACCGUUUUCCAUGGAUUCUCGGCUUCUCUUACUCCGUCUCAAGCCGCUUCGGUGCUUCAACACCCUUCCAUCCUCGCGACAUUCGAGGACCGUCGGAGGCAACUCCACACCACAAGAUCUCCGCAAUUUCUGGGGCUCCAAAACCAGCGUGGUCUCUGGUCUGAAUCCGAUUAUGGUUCCGAUGUCAUAAUUGGAGUCUUCGAUACUGGAGUUUGGCCGGAACGGCGGAGUUUCACCGCUCGGAAUCUAGGCCCUGUUCCGACUCGUUGGAAAGGUAUGUGUGAACCUGGAGUUAAAUUUACUGCCAGAAAUUGUAAUCGUAAACUUGUCGGAGCUAGAUUCUUCUCUAAAGGACACGAAGCAGCUUCGGGAUUCGGUGGAAUUAGUGGCGGAAUCAAUGAUACCGUUGAAUUUCGGUCUCCGAGAGAUGCUGAUGGACACGGAACUCACACGGCGUCGACGGCUGCGGGGAGAUAUACCUUUCAGGCGAGUAUGGCUGGUUAUGCUUUGGGAGUCGCUAAAGGUGUCGCUCCGAAAGCUCGAUUGGCGGUCUACAAGGUAUGCUGGAAGGAUUCGGGAUGUUUCGACUCUGAUAUUCUCGCUGCGUUCGACGCCGCCGUUACAGAUGGCGUCGACGUGAUUUCAAUCUCAAUCGGAGGCGGUGAUGGCAUUUCUUCGCCGUAUUAUCUCGAUCCAAUUGCAAUUGGGGCUUAUGGUGCGGUUUCGAGAGGUGUUUUUGUAUCUUCUUCAGCUGGAAAUGAUGGACCUAAUGGAAUGUCCGUCACUAACCUCGCGCCGUGGCUUACAACAGUAGGAGCCGGCACAAUUGAUCGGAAUUUUCCAGCUGAUGUGAUUCUGGGCGACGGACGAAAACUCUCCGGCGUAUCGCUUUACGCAGGACAGCCUCUGAAUGGAAAAAUGUAUCCUUUGGUUUACCCUGGUAAAACAGGGUUACUCUCUGCUUCACUCUGUAUGGAAAAUUCACUCGAUCCCAGUUUGGUGAAGGGAAAAAUCGUCGUCUGUGAUCGCGGAAGCAAUCCUCGGGUGGCUAAAGGAUUGAUUGUGAAGAAAGCCGGCGGUGUAGGAAUGAUUUUGGCUAAUGGAAAUUCAAAUGGAGAAGGCUUGGUUGGUGAUGCUCAUCUUUUGCCGGCCUGUGCUGUUGGUGCCAAUGAAGGUGAGGCCAUUAAGUCCUAUAUUAAGUCCAGUGCGAUGGCAACGGCAACUAUUAAUUUCCGCGGUACUAUGCUUGGAGUUAAACCGGCGCCGGUGGUGGCUUCAUUUUCCGGCAGAGGACCAAAUGGUUUGAACCCUGAGAUUUUGAAGCCGGACUUGAUAGCCCCUGGUGUGAACAUUUUAGCAGCAUGGACUGAUGCUGUUGGUCCAACUGGUUUGGAUUCCGAUAAUCGGAAAACAGAGUUCAAUAUACUGUCUGGUACUUCAAUGGCUUGUCCUCAUGUAAGUGGUGCGGCGGCAUUGCUUAAAUCGGCUCAUCCAGAUUGGAGCCCGGCCGCAAUAAGAUCGGCGAUGAUGACAACGGCUAAUAUAAUGAACAAACAGCUCAAACCCAUGACUGAUGAAUCCACUGGCAAACCAUCCACGCCAUAUGAUUUUGGUGCUGGACAUUUGAAUCUUGAUUUGGCAAUGGAUCCCGGGCUUGUUUAUGAAAUUACCAAUGAUGAUUAUGUGCACUUUUUGUGCUCAAUUGAGUAUGGUCCAAAGACAAUUCAGGUGAUCACACGAUCACCGGUGAAUUGCCCGAUGAAAAAGCCAUUGCCGGAGAAUCUGAAUUAUCCUUCCUUUGCAGCGUUGUUUUCAAGCUCAUCGAUGAGGGUAUCGAGCAAGACAUUCUUUAGGACAGUGACGAAUGUGGGUGAGAGAAAUGCGGUGUACAGAGUGAAGGUUGAGGCACCCCAGGGAGUGACGGUGAGUGUCAAACCAGCAAGAUUGGUUUUCUCCGAGGGAGUGACGAAGCUGAGCUAUUUUGUGACACUAACGGUCGACAGUAAGAAUCUGGUGUUGGGUGACUCGGGUGCAGUGUUUGGGUCACUGUCUUGGAUGGAUGGAAAGCAUGUGGUUCGGAGCCCAAUUCUGGUAACCCAAAUGGAUCCAUUGUAAUCGAACUUGAUCAUGUAGUUUUGAUCGAGGAUCAGACGGUAGAUGGGUUGGUAGGUAAUGGGAUAGAGUUUGAUGAAGCUAAUACACUGUGUCCUCUACAGUUGCAAGACUUUGCUAUGACAAGAUAGCUUAAGGUAUUUGUGUGUGCGUGUGUUUCCCUGCUUUGAAGUUUAUAGGACUAGGACUAGGACUGGGCAAGUUUUUUUGGAAGUGACUGUUUUGAAGUCUUCUUUUCCAUGAUGUAUAAUGUUUUUACAGAUGUUAAGAAGCUUACAGGGUGACUGUUAUUUAUAUAAUUAUGGUUCAAAAGAGGGGAAAAGAGUCAUAAAAGAAUAAAUGCAUGC